This is a messenger RNA of Effrenium voratum, 958 nucleotides long. The record is from the annotation of a GenBank genome assembly. NCBI's taxonomy places the organism in Eukaryota, Dinophyceae, Suessiales, Symbiodiniaceae.
GUAAAUAGCGUCCUGUAGAUGGAUGCACUCGAGCAAUUGGCCCGAUCCAGCAGCAAUGAUUCUGAAAGAACAAGGCUGCUUAAGCAGGUGCUGUCCUCAUCUGCUCGUCUCCAGCGUGAGCUCCGAGUAACCCUUGGAACACCGGCUACGAAAGGCAGCAAGUUCAGCACGUUUACUACAGCUGCGAAAAAGAAGCAGGAGCUGCCGGUGAACGCGACUGAGUCGCUGCCAGACAAGCUGCAGCUUUGUGCGCAAGGUCAUGAUGAUAUUUGCGAGAGCAUCAAUCCGCACGAGAUGUCUCCCGUGCUAAAAUCUUGUGGGGAGCGCAUUGGACUCCUCUCGGACAAGCUGUCUGCUGCGCAGGAGCAACUUGUGCUUCGAGCCGGCUCCCUGCCUGAACGUGAGGAAGAUGACAGCCACGUCAUUGAAAUCGUUGCUCGUGGCCAGCAGGCAUCGGCAGCAACUCGCCACCGCGCUGAAGCGGCUGCAGAGCGUGCGCUCAUGCAGCACGCCCGCUUCGGGGCCUUAGAGGAUUUGCAGGGAGUCCUGCAGCAGAGCUUUGAAUAUGAUGACUUGCGGAAAGCCUUUCCUCGGCGAUCUCGUUGGAACCCCAACCUGUAUCUAUUGACGGAUGAGACGCUGAAGAAUCCUCAAGAGUUCAAGGACGCAGUGUGGCGCAAGCUCUCCAAGGAUGUCGAAGAAGAGGCCGACUCGAGCCAGGUUCGAUUGGUUCGUUGGCGAAGGACGGUAGGCGCGCCAAGCAGAGGAAGCAUUCUGAAGACAGAUCCGGGGGCGAAGGCGCUAGCGCGAUCGCCUGGUACACGCUCUUCUAUUCUGUGACCAUGCCUUUGAUAGCAUUUGCCUGCAAAUGACGGUGUGCAGUUUGUAGUCGCUCGUCUCACCGGAGCACCAUUUGAGAUGUCCAAGUGUCUAAGACACCUGGGCACCCUUGGUGAGG